This is a messenger RNA of Vombatus ursinus (common wombat), 3496 nucleotides long. RefSeq names its product sterile alpha motif domain containing 12 (gene SAMD12). Lineage: Eukaryota; Metazoa; Chordata; Mammalia; Diprotodontia; Vombatidae. Gene Ontology annotation, molecular function: protein binding. The coding region runs from base 72 to 557 and encodes 161 amino acids. Gene Ontology annotation, biological process: cell surface receptor protein tyrosine kinase signaling pathway. The record is from RefSeq and is a predicted model, not a curated record. The transcript is spliced from 5 exons. Gene Ontology annotation, cellular component: cytoplasmic side of plasma membrane.
GUGGGGAGUCCUGGGCAGAAGAAGUACCCAGGCCAGGCGAAUUAUGCAUACGUUAGGCAAACACUGAGAGAAUGGCUGUGGAAGCUAUCCAUUGCAGUCUGAAUCCAAAUGGUAUUGAUCACUCUGUCCAUGCAGAAGGUAUUAACCAGCAAAUUGAAGCUGAAGGCAUUGAAUCUCAAGCCGUUAAGAACAAAACUACCCAGAAAUCACCUGACCUGAAAGAAACACCCAAGCGACAACAGAUUGAGGCAGAAGCAUCUAAGUCUGGCACAGUGAAGCUGUCAAAACCAGUGGCUCUGUGGACCCAGCAGGAUGUCUGCAAAUGGCUGAAGAAACAUUGUCCAAAUCAGUAUCAGAUCUACAGUGAGUCAUUCAAACAGCAUGACAUAACUGGACGGGCACUGCUGAGACUCACGGACAAAAAGCUGGAACGAAUGGGGAUCACCCAGGAGAACCUCCGACAGCACAUCUUGCAGCAGGUGCUUCAGCUGAAGGUUCGAGAAGAAGUCAGGAACCUUCAGUUACUCACACAAGCCUCAACAGAGGGUUCUCCGUAAUCAUGAUUAGCCUCUAAAGCUGCUGUCCUGCCAGUUGAUAUGAAAGUGGCCUCUCCCUCAUGAAAAGCCGAAAGAACGGCAGUGCCACAAGACGACCUUGGAGAAUUGAAAGAUUAACUGAGCUCCAACUACUCAGUCAAGAUGAUGGGUUUGGGAAAAUCCUAGUUUGCCAUGGAUUUAAAAUGUGGCACAUCAUCUCCAGUGCUAAUUUGUUCCAAGUGGUCAUUGACAGACCAUUAGCUGGGAAAUUGCUUCCAGUUUUCAUCACUGUGCAUAACUUGAGUUCCCUUCAGGGGACUCUCUGUGCCCUUCACUAGAAGUCCCAUUUUAGCAUGGCAACUACUGGAUUAUUUUAUUAUGUAUGCAGAUGGCAUGAUGUUUUAGGAACCAUUACAACAGUUCUGCGAUCUCAGUGGAAAUGUUCACAAUAUUACACCCUGAUAGGAAUGUAAACAUGUCUCGUAUCUGUUAGUUAUGCCGUCUAAAGGUAUUCCAUUCAAUUAUUAAGCACUUUAUAGGUGAGCUCUACACAGAAGAAUUAGCACGUUCUGUAUAUGUGAAGAAAAAAAAAACCAAGGUGUUCUUUUUUCUUUUUUUCCCCAAAAUCUUGUUCUAUUUCUAGGCUGAGAUUGUCCCAGACAAACUCCACUAUUUACAUAUCCUUCAUGGUUUGUGGUACCUGGGUGUAGAUAUGGUCUUGGUACUGUUAGAUUUCAUCUUAUAACAUGUUAUUGAACAACUGUCUUGAUUUGAGCCAGGAAGAGAUAAGCAUGGGGGUAGUAGGUGGAUCAUGGUGAUUAUGCCAUUACCUAUGAUUUUCUUAUACUUAGAUGCCCUCAUGUUGCCCACAAAUAUAAACAUACUUAUCUUUGUGCCACUAUAAACUUUCUUCUAAUCAAUAGAAGCAGAGAUCUUGAAAACAGGGAGAGGGAUUCCAUUUUCAUCAACAACCAUGGGUCAGUGAGUAGUAAAGGCAAGAGAAUUUGGUGAUGUCAUGGCUCUUGCUUGCUAUAAAAUGUUCUGGAAAGAAUCAUAGGUACCAUUACAACAGUUCUGUAAUCUCAGUGGGAAAGUUCACAAUAUUAUAUCCUAUUAGGAAUGUGAACAUGGUUUAAUGACAUGUUAUGAGCCUAACAGACUCAUAGCAUCAUAGGUGGAACCUUCUAAGGCAAAAAACACAAAGCAAGUGACCAAACUGUAUCCCACAAGAAGAAUAUGGAUGUCAGUCCCCAGUAGGAUUUCUUUUCCCAUAGACAACUUCUAAUCAUCUCCCAGUUAGUCCUCUUUCUGUUAUUUUACCAUCAAUAUUUUGGGGAAAUUUUUUCAGUUUUAUUAUAACAAAACCCAGUGAUUUCUAUCCUUAGUUCCUCUUGACGUGUCAGAGCCCACGUGGACCAGUCCUACUUAGGUGAUCCAAAUUUGGUUUCCCAAACCUAAUACCACUAUUUGAACUGAGUCGAGUCCAGUAAAGUUUAUCUCCAAGGGUUGAGUCCUCACCAUCCCAGGCCUAGCUUGUGAAGCCUAGAAAGUGACUUCUUUAAAAUCACAUGCGAUAACUUGUAAUUGACUGGGAUCUUCCCCAAGUUGAGCAUCUAGAAAUAUCUUCAGACACAUAGCUUUCAUCCAGUUGACCAUCUUUCCAGGUCUUUGAAUGGGUUUAGCUCAUUGUGCCUCUGUUGAAAACUCCCAGUAAAGGGGACAGAGUUCCUCUUGAAACUCCAGUGAGUCAGAGGGAAGGAUGGAUAAACAUAAGUUUAUCAAGAGAGUGCUAGAGAAAGGAACCUACUGAGAAAUAACACCUAAGAUCCUACAGGUUCUCUUUCUCCUCUACCCUAAUCAUUCCCCAGCUAUUCCCCAAGUAAAUACCAAAAGAAGAAAAUAUCACUGCAGCCCCAAAAGAGAUUUGUUGGAGUGGCUUUGAGAAAAGCUGACUUGAAUUCUUUAUCCUUUACUCUAGGGCAGGGGUGGGGAAUGUUGAGGCUACAUGUGGCCCUCUGGGUCCUCAAGUGCAAUCUUUUGAAUCCAAAUUGCACAGAAUUCUGCCAAAGGGUCCAGUCAAAGGGUGGCAUUUGAGGCCCUAGAGGACCACAUGUCACCUCAAAGCCACAGAUUCUCCACUCCUGCUCUGGGGUAUAAUUCCAGGCUUUUAGCAGUAUCCCUACCCCACUUCCCAAGCUGUCACCAUUGGGUCAUGCAAGUAGGGCUAAUUCACUUCAAUCUGUUUAUUCUCUCCUGCUGCUUCUCCUGUUGAUUCUUUAUACAACCCCAACUCCCCCCAUCCCACCCCUGGGGAGCACAUCAAGUAUUCAUAACAUACCUUGCACAUCCAAUCGAUAGCCACCUGACCUAAGGCAGCAUGGCACAUCAUGUACCACAGAGGUGAGAGGUGGUAGAAUAAAUCCAUCAAUUCCAUCCAUGCCUUAUUCUCAGCUCUUCCCACUCCCAGUUUUCAUCUUGCUUCCAGUUUUGUGUUUCCUGUCCUUAUGAUAAAUACUAUUCAUACCUCUUUCCCAUAAUUCCACUCCAUCCCACCCAUAUGGGUAUAUACAUAUAUAUAUAUAUAUAUAUAUAUAUAUAUAUAUCUCCAUACAUUUGGUAUGAUACAACAAUAUAACACAGGGUUUGGACUCCACAUAGUCUUUGCAAAGAAAGACUGCCGGGUUCUCAAGAUAUUGUGGCAAUCUGGUGCCUAUGGAGCUCCUCCUAGAAUCCCUGAGAAAAUUGUCUACUAGCAACCAUAUUUGGUCUCUUGCUUCUAUCCCAUGGAACAAAUUAAAGGCUACUGGCAUAUUGUCUAGCCUUUUGGCUUUGGGGAAGUAUAGUCUGAACAUUGAGAUCAGUUCAUUUCCCAGAUUAAAGUCUUAUUGUCACUGCUUGGAAUAAACAAAGGAAAAAAAUUUUUUCAAGAAUAUAAAUGCUCAUAAAUCCAUUAAAAACAA